Molecule: messenger RNA, 594 nt
Organism: Paramecium sonneborni
Lineage: Eukaryota; Ciliophora; Oligohymenophorea; Peniculida; Parameciidae
Source: the annotation of a GenBank genome assembly
AUGGCAUUUAUGAUUUUUCUGAUAUCACUUAAAUAUAAUCGGAAAUUUUUUACGAAUAGGAGUAUAACAUUAAUAGAGUAUUAUAAAAGAAAAAUCUUUAUUAUACAAACAAAAGCUGUAAAUUAUUAGAUAGUGCCUGUGGUAAUGUAAAUUAAAAUUAAUAUAAUUGUCUUGAAUGCUAGAGUGGCUAUUAUCUAUAAGUAGUUUAAAAAUCUUGUUUACAAUGCCUAAAAUAUAGUUAAAAUUGUUAAAGUUUAACAAUUUGCUUAAAUUGUGAAAUAGGCUUUGGGCUUAAAAAUGGGAAAUGCAAUAGUUGUGGCGAUUUUUGUAAAACUUGUAAAUAUUCAGAAGAAUAUAAAAUAAUGUAAUUUUAAAAUUGUAUUAAUAAUUAAUUAUAUUAUUUAUCAUUAAAUGGUAAGGAUUGCAAAAGAAAUAUAAUAGAAAAUUGGAUGUAUGCAUUUGAAACUUCUAAAUUGGAUUACACAAUAAAUUCUUUAGACUAUAUUUUUCAGCCCUAUGAAGAUUAAAUAACUAGUUAAUGUGGAAAGUGUAAAGAUGACUAUUAUUUUUUUUAAAUUAUAAUAUAUGUAGUGA